This is a messenger RNA of Paecilomyces variotii, 3145 nucleotides long. Its product is annotated as hydantoinase/oxoprolinase. NCBI's taxonomy places the organism in Eukaryota, Fungi, Ascomycota, Eurotiomycetes, Eurotiales, Thermoascaceae. Gene Ontology annotation, biological process: glutathione metabolic process. Bases 120 to 3080 code for a protein of 986 amino acids. The record is from RefSeq and is a predicted model, not a curated record. Gene Ontology annotation, cellular component: cytosol. The transcript is spliced from 9 exons. Gene Ontology annotation, molecular function: 5-oxoprolinase (ATP-hydrolyzing) activity.
CUAACGGAACAGCCUGGAGACAAGUAACAUCUGCUGCGUAUAUAACCCAUCCAUAGCCGCAGAAGUAGGGUAGAAAGAGAGAGAGGACAUCGCUUAUUAUCAGUACUGAUAUAGUCAUCAUGACUGAUUCCGAGAGACUUAUCAUCGGCGUUGAUGUUGGAGGGACAAACACUGAUGCUGUGCUCCUCAACUGCGCUGCCUCUGGUGCUGAUGCGGUCGUGGCGUCUCACAAAGCGGCCACAGGCGCAGAUGUGACCGUCGGCAUCGAGAGCGCCAUCAGCGCAUUGCUGGAAAUGGCCCAAGUGCCUCCCAACCGCGUGUCUUCGCUGAUGAUAGGAACAACUCACUUCAUUAAUGCCGUUGUUGAGCGAGACGCGUCCCGGUUGGAGAAGGUGGGAGUCAUCAGACUGGCAGCCAGCAACAUCUCCGCCUACACCCCGCCUUUCAUCGACUUCCCUCCAGCCCUCACCAGGAUAAUCAAUGGACACACUGCCAUCAUAUCUGGCGGACUUCAGGUAGACGGCUCUCUUAUUGGGGAGAUAAAGCCAGAUGAAGUCAGAGAGCAGGCUCGGACGCUAAAAGAUAAAGGGCUGAAGAACGUUGUCCUCGUGGGUAUCUACUCUCCAAUUGAUGAAACAUACAAGCAAGAAGAGCAAGCACGCGACAUCCUCGCCCAGGAACUAGGACCCGAAGUCAAUCUUGUAUUGUCAAAAGAAGUUGCUGGCGUGGGGCUUCUUGCGCGCGAAAACGCAGCCAUCCUCAAUGCUUCCAUUCUCAACUUUGCUGGACGAACUAUCCGUGCAUUCAAGAGUGCUAUGCGUCGCCUGCAGUUACAAUGUCCAUUGUACCUGACGUCCAAUGAUGGGCAGCUUCUCUCAUCCGGAGAAGCAGAACAGUAUCCAGUGCGCAUUUUCUCUUCAGGUGCCACAAAUAGUAUCCGAGGUGCGGCAUAUCUUUCCCAGUCAAAGCUGGGGAGGUCUAGCAAAUAUGUCAUUGAUAUCGGUGGGACGACUACCGAUAUUGGAUGCCUCCUCCCCAGCGGCUUUCCUCGCCUAGCCAGUGCAUUUACGGACAUUGGGGGUGUAAGAGUGAAUUUCGCAAUGCCGCAAGUUGAAAGUAUUGGACUUGGUGGUGGCUCCAUUCUACAUGUCGCCGAUGCGAAGGUUACCGUGGGCCCUGAUAGUGUUGGGCACGAAAUCAUCAACCGAGCUCUGUGCUUCGGAGGCGACACAACCACAGCCACCGAUAUUAUGGUAGCCACAGGGGCCGAGGUUGGGACUAGGCCUGUUCAGCUGAAACCAGAACUCAUUACUGCUGCUAAAGAUCGCAUCAAACUGAUGCUGGAAUCUCAUAUAGAUCGAAUGAAGACAUCCCCAGAGCCUUGCGAAGUCCUUCUUGUCGGCGGUGGCUCCAUUCUUUGCCCCCAGGAGCUAGAAGGUGUAUCGUCAAUAUUGGUUCCUCCUCACGCAGAAGUCGCGAAUGCGGUCGGUGCUGCUAUCGCAGAGAUUGGUGCGGAGGCUGAAGCAGUUGUCGAUGAGAAGAACAAAGAUGCAGAGCUGGUGAUUACAAGGCACAAAGCGAUCUCUAAAGCGGUCUCUCGAGGAGCCGUCCAGAAUGCUAUUAGAAUAAUUGAGGAAGAAGUCACGGGCAUUGCUUACAUUGAUGGAAAAUGCCGCAUCGUUGUGAAAGUUGUCGGCCCAAUUGACUAUAGCAAAUUCGGCUCGGACGCCGAAGAGGAUAUUAAUUCCAACCAGAACGGCGAUGCCAUCACUCACAAAGAAACAAAAGACCAUAAAUUGGACAACUGCGCUGUCGAUGAGAAAGAAGUCGAUAUCGAGACCUACAAGCCCUUUGUCGAUGAAAAUCGUGUCUGGUUUUUGAGCGAAACUGACCUCGCAUUCAUCGCCGCAGGUUGUUACAUCCUGGGUACAGGAGGCGGAGGCUCCCCCUACACCCAUUAUCUGCAGACAAGACAACUUCUGCGAAUGGGCGAGUCUAUCACCAUAGUCGAUGCGGCAGAUUUCAAAGAUGACGCCUUGCUUGUUCCACUUGGGGGACUCGGCAGCCCUGCAGUUGGCGUCGAGCGACCAGGUGGUGAUAUGGUCCUUCACGCUUGCCAGCAGCUGGAGAGGUAUAUGGGCAUCAAAUACGGAGGCCUUCUUGCUGUUGAGAUAGGUGGCGGCAACGGAAUGGAGCCUCUAAUGUGGGGCUCGUCGAAGUAUUACAACCUUCCAUGCGUAGAUGGGGAUCUUAUGGGGCGUGCAUAUCCCACCUUCGAAAAGGUGACCUCCUUCAUAAAAGCAACCCAUAUAAACGACCUCUUGCCGGCCUCUCUGUCAAGUGGGGAUGGGAUCAAUAUGAUCUUGACAGAAUCUAAGGACACACCGUCGGUAGAUAGGGUCCUGAGGGCGGCAUGUGUUGAUAUGGGAUACUCCGCCGGUUCCGCAAAUAGACCUCUAACAGGUAAACAAAUGCGCGAAAUGGGUAUCCUAAAAUCCCAUUCGCUGGCCUGGAGACUUGGUCGUGCCGUUGCUCUGGCUAGGCAGAAAGGAGCUAUUUCAACCGUCGCCGACAAUAUUAUCAAAGUUUGCGGCGAGAAGAGCGCAGGAAAGAUAUUCGAGGGCAAGAUCGUCGGCGUAGGGGAGCGGUUAUGUAAGGGCCACAGUUACGGCGAAGUCGUGGUCGAAAAGCUCCGUGACUAUGAGCGAGACGCCACUUUCGAUAGUCAAGCUGGGAAUAAUGAGGAAGCCCUGCCCGAGCGUGUGCGGAUUCCGUUCAAAAACGAGAAUCUGAUUGUGGAGGCGGAAUACGCAUCUGGAGAGAAGAAGACUUUAGCUACGGUUCCAGACCUGAUAAUCAUCCUUGAUGCACUGACAGGUGAAGCUCUCGGUGUUCCAGAGUACCGCUAUGGGCUCAAAGUUCUUGUCCUCGUUAUGGCAGCGAACCCACUUUGGACUAACACGCCUCGGGCGCUUGAGAUUGGAGGGCCGAAAGCAUUCGGUUAUGACAUGGAAUAUGUUCCUUUUGGAACAUAUACAGAGCCGCGAAGUGUGAUAGACGAGUAUGCACCAGGCAAGUAGACAUGCUGCAUAUCACAAGGUAUUCGAUGACAUAUAGACAGAGAUAUAUAUAGAUAACAUAAAGU